AUGACAUCUAACUGCUGUUUUAAUGUAAUCUCCUCAAUUCUGUUCCUUGUAUUAUUCCUCUCGUUGCAUGUUUCGAAUACUUUGCAAAAACAACCAGCUUUUGUUUGCUUUGGCAAAAAGUCAACGAAUCCAGCCGUUUGCUCUGGAAAUGGUGAUUGUAUAGCGAAUGGAAUGUGUGCAUGUAAAAUGGGUUUCUAUGGUCCUCAAUGCCAGACGUUUAAUUGUUUCCAAUAUCCAAAUUUCUUUCCAUUGGUUUGUUCAUCGAGAGGAGUUUGUUCGAAACCGAACACUUGUGAAUGCAUGACUGGUUGGAUAGGUCCAGACUGCAGUAAACAAAAUCAAACCAUCGUAACACCUCCAACCAACAAUUCCAAUAACUCUACAAAUGUUAUUGGAAAGGUUCAAAAUACGAAAGUAUCCGAUUUGAAUUCAAAGAAAGUACUCGUCAACAACUCUACAAAAAUUGAAUUCCCUCCAACUAUUGAAGAAUAUCUUGAAAAACAAGGUCUCUCACGAAAUGAGAACAUUAAUGUUCUUACAACUUUUGAAAAUUCGAAAGAAUUCUCAAGUGGAAUCACUUCCAUCACUUUGACAUUUCCUAAUGGAAGUUUGAUUCCUGUGAAUGGAUUGGUAGAUCCCAUUCAAAUUGAAUUUUACAAUUUGACCUAUAAUGUGAAUAGUUCAACAUUUGACUUGAACAAUCCAAAUUUCACAUGUGCCUAUUUUGAUGAAUUCAAAGAAGAAUGGUUGACCUAUGGUCUUGAAACCAUCCUUUCCAAUGUAAAAUUAUUGAAAAACAACACAGUCAACCUCAACAUUGAUUGUAAGACUAAACAUUUGACUAGAUUUACAAUUAUAGAUAGAAAUAUCGACAAGGCAAAUCAAAAUCGAGAUGUUGUACUUCCAGAUCUCCCUCGAGAUGAACAAACCAUUCUCAUUGUUGCCAUCACUUUGCCAGCUGCUGGGGCUUGCUUGAUUUCUUGUCUCAUGUUUAUUCUCGCGGUCUCUAUUUCAAUAUUCAUGAUGAAGAGAAGAAGGAAAAAGGAAAAACCAAUGAAUCAGCCUUAA
Naegleria gruberi is the source of this 1068-nucleotide messenger RNA. RefSeq lists its product as uncharacterized. Bases 1 to 1068 code for a protein of 355 amino acids. Gene Ontology annotation, biological process: motor neuron axon guidance. NCBI's taxonomy places the organism in Eukaryota, Heterolobosea, Eutetramitea, Acrasida, Naegleriidae. The transcript has a single exon. The record is from RefSeq and is a predicted model, not a curated record.